CAAUAGAUGCCAGACUACUGGCAUAGGACGUGCAUUUUACAUGUCCUUGGUGUGCGGCUAAUCAACCUUGUCCCUCCGAAGUUAAAGUCAUGCAAAGUAACAAGUCCAGCAAUAUUUAGGGCGUUGGAUAUCUUACCUCUGAGCAGAAAUGGGAAGCAGUUCGAGCACACGGAGUAUUGCUGUAGAGCGGGAUGCCGAGACUGGCGUCGUUAAGGUUUCAGAGGAUUUACUUCGUCGUAUGCUUGGUGAAGAAAGUGCUGAUCAACCAAAGCAUGAGCAGCCCCAAGAACGUGACCGUAGACGCUAUCCAGCAACCGAUGAUUACAAUUUGAAACUCUUGAAUGAAGAAUGGAAGGAGAGACUCUACCGAUCUGAAGAACUGUGGCAGGAGAGGCUGACUGAAGCUGAGAGAAAAAACGCCGCCCUGUUGCAGCUCUCCAGUGAGAAAUUUCAGCAAGCUGCGGAAGAAGUUGAAGCCAAAUUUAUAAAGCAUCAGUGUGUACCCAUAUGCCAGAACCUACAGGGCGAGGUUUUAAAAUGCUACGCGGCUAACCCCAGGAGAACCCUGAACUGCUCUCAAGAAGUCAACGCGUUCAACAAAUGUGUGGAUCGCAGUAGAACAAGUAUUCUCACAAAGAAAAGUCUUGAAACAGUUUCGUAACCUGCAGUCAAGAUUGGUGAGAUCGAAGGUCAGAUUUUUUUCAUAUUCACGUUUGAAGGCAACGGAUCAAGGGCUGUGGAAGGCGGUACUUGGAAUCUCUUUCAUUCAGUAAAAUUCUCUUUGUGAUGCUUAGGGAAACCUAUUGCAGUGGCAUAUCCAGGUUUGGGAUCCUGGAGGCAAAAUGGAAAGUGACUGAAAAUGACUGUCCACAUGUUUUCAUUCAUAAAGGAAUCCUCGUUACGCCCCUCGCAAGAAAGGUGGUAGUAUCAUUUCUGAUAUCUAUUCUGAUAUCAUUUCUAAAAUGCUGGUGCUUUCAGUGGUUUAGAAAAUUGCCAACAUGUCCCAGCCUCCCCCCUUCAAUAUGCCAUAGCUAUCGUUCUGCUAAGCUCAGAAAAUGUAUGCAUUGUACCAACAGGUUACCAACCAGAGUGCUCUGUCAAGUGCAUUACGUUUAGUCAAGACCGGUUCCCUGCUCAUUUCUGCAUAGCACAAAAUUUACCAAGCAGUUUUUUUUGGGGGGGGGCAUUAGGAAGCUCCAUGGAAGUGGUCCUCAUCUUUUGAUAUAUAAAGCUCAUGGCUCUCUGCGUCCAAGUUUUUUGGGUCAGUUGAUGAAGAACAUUAACAGAAAUAUUCAGAAUAGGGAGAAAAAUCCACACAAUUUAGCUUCAAGGAAGAGCAAAUGAUUAAAUGACAAGAGCAAAUAAGGACAAAAUUGUACACUCUGGAAUUUCAUUGCUCAGUUCCCUGCCCAGUGAAGGGACAGGUUGUAUUGACACCAGUAGAGGGCGCUCUUCAGUUGUCCAUGUGAUGAUGCCCCUGUGCAGGUUGCAUUGUGACUUCUGCCGAUAUGGUGCCAUUUGCGCAUAAUGGGGAGGGGUGAAGGGGGGGCUUAAAAGGGACAAAAAAUGCCUUUUUAUUUUAAAUACGAGAAAAAAAAGCAAUUUGGGAAGUAUUGAGGCGCCAUUCCUUCCCUAAACGAGUAAAAGGUCUCACCCCCUCAAAAGGACCAUAAAAAAUUACAUGAAGAAACAAAGUUCGCCUCCUCCCCAAGAAAGCAAUUUUGUCACUGGAUCUGUUCGUUAGGGUUUUUCGUUCACACCACCUAAGAUAUGUGAUAUUAAUACAUGUAUUUGGUUUGCUAUUUUACUGUGAAAUUGUGAAUUUUUAUGAGUUGUUUAAACUGAAAGAUGUAUCCACAAAUUUAUUUGCAUAUCACUGAAUGCAUAAAUUGUGAAACGAUGUUAAAUGUUGAGCAAAUGUUGGCUUGUCAAAUGUUUUUAAUGGAAUUACUUUAUUUAAAAGUUAGCUGUGCAUAGUUGAGAUUCAACUGCAUGCUAGUUUUAGUCACCAGACUCCGCAAGGAUAUUGCUUGAAAAGAUUGAGGUUCUCUGUAAAUUCUCCUCUUGUCGAAAAAAAUGAACAAGUAGCCUCAGUUGUUCCCAAUGUUUGGGUUAUGAAUGUUAAAGGCAGCUUUUGCCUCCAUGGGCGUGGUGUGGACCCUGGUUUUGUUCGAGUUGCUGUAAAGGUUCAGCUCGUAGGCAUAUGGACUUGUCAUGAAUAUUCAACAGUAAACCACUUACGGUAUGUGGAAUGUUAUUAAAUUUUGAUGUCCCUGACAUUUCAUCGUAUUUAU
Molecule: messenger RNA, 2294 nt
Organism: Acanthaster planci (crown-of-thorns starfish)
Lineage: Eukaryota; Metazoa; Echinodermata; Asteroidea; Valvatida; Acanthasteridae
Product: MICOS complex subunit mic25-like
Biological process (GO): inner mitochondrial membrane organization
Cellular component (GO): MICOS complex
Source: RefSeq, a predicted model, not a curated record